AAAAGGACUUUGUUUGUUUCCCUUUAUAUAUAUAUAUACACACUGUGAAUGAUACAACCAUAAUUGAUAACUCUGCCAAAGCCUAUACCCUGUGCCAUUUCUCUCAACUCUCUGAAGAUCUGAACUCUCUGGUUGUCUGUCAUGGACCAAAGUAAGGAGAAAAAUGCCCCUUGGCUAUCAGUUCCACAGUUUGGGGACUGGGAUCAGAAGGGUCCAUUGCCAGAUUACUCAAUGGAUUUCUCAAAAAUCCGGGAAAUGAGGAAGCAAAACAAGACAAACAUUUCAAGGGCAAGUCUUGGCAAUGAAGAGGAGCUCACAGCAUCUACCACGAGCAGCAGUAUAAACACUGGCCACACUGAGCCCCAGCAGCACUCUAACUACCACCAAGCUAACUCUCCCACUACAAGGAGGAGCUUUUUCAGCUACUUCAACUGUUGUGUAAAAGCCUGAUAUUCAAGGGCAUCUGCAACUGUUUUCUUCUUUGACUUUCUCAGCAGAGAUAGUUAUGCUUUUGCACUUGGAUUGCCGAAACUUAGUUUGCCCUUGUUCUUGAUUUAGGAAAACAAACAUUUCCUUGAAGGUUUAAACUUCAAUUGGUGGUUCUGUUAUAUUCAUUGAAAUAUUUGUAUCUAGUUAGAGGUGCCAAUGGGAAAAUGUAAAUGUGCUAUGAUGAUGACUUGAUGAGGCAAUUCAGAACAGUAAUGUGCUUGACAAUGAAAUUUCCUCCUCUUUUGUUCCUCA
This is a messenger RNA of Lotus japonicus, 741 nucleotides long. RefSeq lists its product as uncharacterized. The record is from RefSeq and is a predicted model, not a curated record. Bases 142 to 450 code for a protein of 102 amino acids. NCBI's taxonomy places the organism in Eukaryota, Viridiplantae, Streptophyta, Magnoliopsida, Fabales, Fabaceae. The transcript has 3 exons.